AUGACUAGAGAACACCAAGAUGAUUAUCAGCUUGUUAGGAAAUUAGGCCGUGGGAAAUAUUCAGAAGUGUUUGAGGCUGUAAACAUUAACAACAAUGAAAAAUGUGUUGUCAAGAUCCUCAAGCCAGUCAAGAAAAAGAAGAUCAAACGUGAGAUUAAGAUCUUGGAAAAUCUUCGAGGAGGGACCAACAUUAUCACACUCCAGGCAGUCGUAAAGGAUCCUGUCUCACGUACUCCUGCAUUAGUGUUUGAACAUGUUAACAACACAGACUUCAAGCAACUUUAUCAGACGCUCAAUGAUUAUGAUAUUAGAUACUACUUGUAUGAGCUUCUUAAGUGGAAGCUGUAG
Molecule: messenger RNA, 348 nt
Organism: Penaeus indicus
Lineage: Eukaryota; Metazoa; Arthropoda; Malacostraca; Decapoda; Penaeidae
Product: casein kinase II subunit alpha-like
Exons: 4
Coding region: 1-348 (115 amino acids)
Biological process (GO): peptidyl-serine phosphorylation; regulation of cell cycle; peptidyl-threonine phosphorylation
Cellular component (GO): protein kinase CK2 complex; cytosol; nucleus
Molecular function (GO): protein serine/threonine kinase activity; ATP binding
Source: RefSeq, a predicted model, not a curated record